GCGCGCAUGCUGGUUUACCAUUAUUUUCGCGCGCUCCAGCCUCCAUCUCUACUCACAACUUCACUGAGGAAAACUGACAGUGUGUGAAUGUAUGAUGGCACCACGUCAGGACCCACAGUUGGAGAAGCUGGUUGAUGAGGUGCUGAAGAACAGCAAUUUUCAGCCAUUGGAUGACUUCUUGCAAGAUGAUGUCGAGGGGACAACUUUGAAAUGUUCCAAACAAUUCCUCGCCAAAUUGGACAAACUUGUUAGUAGGGAAUUAGAUCACAGAAAUGUCAAGCAUGCUUGUUUGGGACUUGCCAUCCUGCACAAAUUUGGGAAAAAUCUGGCUUUACCUGGAGGCCAAGGCUUAUCUUGGAUGGUACUCCAAGGUCUUGUCAAAAAGAUGGUGCAGUGGUUUGAGAAAGCAAGGCUGUUGUGGAUCGAGGCAUGCACACAGAGGAAUGAGACCUUGCUAAACCUCGCUGAAGACUUAUUUGACUCUGUAAUGGUUGUUCAUGAAUCAAGUCAAGAGGGAACAUAUCAGGUCACUGAAUGCUUUCUACAUCUCAUUGGCCAGCUGGCUGCAGACCCAAGAGUCCACAUAAUGAUCCAGAAAGAGGCUAUUCGGAAACUGAACAUCAUUCUGGAUAAGAUCCCCGCGGAGCUCAAGAAGGAGAAGAAGAUCUUAUCGUCUCAAGAGGCCUCAGAUGUCAUGAACAACCUGGCCAGUCGAAUUGUAGAGGGUGGAGAUUAUGACCUGCAGAUAGCCUUGAUGGAGGCCCUGUGCAGGAUGACCACCCGUGCACAGCGGAAGGAGCUGGCUGACCACUGGUUCUCCAUGGAGUUUGUUGCCAGCACCUUCAGCAAAAUUCAGGACUCUGAGUUUGAGACGGACUGCCGCAGGUUUCUAAACCUGGUGAAUGGGAUGCAGGGAGAUGGGAGAAGAGUGUUCUCCUACCCUUGUCUGGAGGUGUUUCUGGACAAACAUGAGUUGCUGAUGCCCGCAGAUGAGAAACUGGAGGAGUUCUGGAUCGACUUCAACCUGGGAAGUCAGAGCGUCUCCUUCUACUUCUCUCUCCCCGAUGAGGAUGCACAGGAAGGUCAGUGGGACACAGCCUGCAUCCCUGAGAAUGAAGUCCACAGUUACACAGUCACAGAGGAGGGUAGGAGGAGGGUGCUGAAGCUGAAGCUGUUGGAGCCACUGUGUGUGAGCGGGGUGGAGGGCUCCCACCUCACCAUCCACUUCAGCUCCUCCCUGGACAUCCUGCAGGCAGCCAGGAGCGUCUACGGACACAAGAACAAAUCGUUUGUGGGCAAGAGCAGAUCCUCUGUCGUGAAGACCACAGUCAAGAUUGUUAUGGAUGACAACUGCUCCCAGGCUCUUGUUCCCGAGAGUCAGAUGUCCCCCGAUGCUGACGUGGAGAGAGAGAGGGACCGUGUCCCCUGUCUGCUACCCCCUCGUCCCGCUGGGCCUUUACAGAUGGUGACUCCAGCCAAGAGGAGGGUGUCAGAGUCCAGCACAUUCAUCACCAGCAGCGGAGGAGGGAGGGGGACAGGAGCCAGCCCCUUUAGCAUUGUUAUGGCAGCAUCCACUCCCUGGGGCAGCAGGCCCAAAGUGAAGCCGGCUAUGGAGCUGGUCAGGUCGUGUGAGAGGCAAGGCCAGUCGGGCCUGGGGGAGCUGAGGACGGCCAAACCCUGCUACAAUGCCGCCCCUGGCAUUACACUGAGCGACAGCAGGAGGGAGCAGAUGGAUGCUCCAUCGCAGAGCAAAGCUACCAAGCAGGACACCAGAGCUGGACCUGUGGCAGAGAAAUACCGCAGGCACAUCCCAGUGGACAAAGUGGUGGAGAUGGUCCAAACUGACCAGGCGGAGGAAGAGGAGCUUCUUGACAGCAGUAUUGUCCCUGACUCCCAGCCUACCAUGAAAACAGAGAGAACUAUAUUCUCCCACUGGAGGAAAGUGUCUGUGUCUGAGAUGCUGCUGCCGGUACAGAGAGGCUUCCAGAAGGCACUGCCCAAACCAGAACCUGAGAACGUAGAGCAACAGGAGCAUCCGUCGUCUGCCCAGAGAGGUUCUGGGUUGGUCCCUGGGUCAGCAGUCGGCCACAAGCAGCUCCACACCCAGCUCACCCAGCGCCUGGAGGAGGUCCUCCGCAAGAGGGACCGGGGUACUGGGCCCGAGGAGCGAGCUGGAGCCCAGAUCAGAAUGCCUGAGGAGCGAGGUGUGGCCCAGGACCGAGGGUCCCGAGAGCAAGCUGGAGCCCAGGGAAGAAGAGGGCCUGAAGAGCGAGAUGCAGCCCAGGGAGGAAGAGGGCCUGAGGAGCGAGAUGGAGCCCAGGGAAGAAGAGGGCCUGAGGAGCAAGGUGGAGACCAGGGAGGAAGAGGGCCUGAGGAGCGAGGUGGAGCCCAGGGAGGAAGAGGGCCUGAGGAGCGAGGUGAGCCCACUGGGAGAGGUUCCAAAGAGUUACUGCAGGAUGCAGGAAGGCCUGGUCAGACCAAGGGGAAAUCUAAGAGCCAGAAGUCUCAGGAAGCUGAAGCCACCCCAGGAAAAGCCCCAGUCAAACCCACCCCAGCUAAAGACAUACAGGAGAGGGCAACACCCAACCCCAAGGUUAAGGCCACCGGGUCAAACUCUAGUAAAGACAAGAGAGAGGAGGAGGUGACAGGCUCCAUGAUGAAGUUCAUCUCCAGCCACUACGAGAAAAGCACAUCCACCACCACUAAAUCCCCUGUAGAGUCUGUCCCUCGCUGGCCCCUUCCACCCACCAACAGGUACUGCAGCAACAGAUCUGUUUUUGAGAAGAGUUGGUUGCCGCCGUCGAUGGUGGGAACGGCAAAGGCCCCGGGAUAUAUGAAGUCCUACACUAACUCCAAGAAGCCCUCUGCACAUCAACAAGGAGAGGACGUCUUUGCAUUUAAAGCGGACACACCUAUUACCACUGGGGGGAAGGGGAAAACGUCCUUGGACACCUCUGACAUUGAUAGCAGUACUAUCCAGAACUCUUGGGUAAUCCCCAGCACUGCCAAGAAGGGCCCAGCCGUCAAGGUGGCGGCUCCACGGUGCCACGUGAAGAAGCACCUGUUCAGCGACACAGACACAGACGCCAUGAUGGAGAUCAGCUGGCUCAAAGAGUCCAGCAGGAAGCCUAAGCCCAAAGUGAUCGACUACAGCCGUCAGCCCCGGCUCCACAACCCUGCCCCCGACACCACAUAUGAGUCCCCAGACUUACCACCUAGCUCGCCCAAACAUGUGAAGGAGAAAGCCAAGCCAAAGAAGAAGAGACAGAGGGUAAAGGAGAGAAGUGCAGAGCAGAAAGAGAACAGCGGAGCGGCACUGGUGGCGGCAGGGACCAGUCAAGCAGCCAGGAGGCCCCAGAGAGCCGCUGCCACCAACGCCAAGAGCUACAGGGAGCCUGACAGCGCCAGCCAAUCAGAGACUGAAGAGACGCCCACUUCUAAGAAGCGCUCCAUCGGAUCAGCGGAAAAGAGCGAGAAGGUUUGUCAAGAGGCUGUCGGGGUGAAGAAGAAAAAGACGACCGCCUCGGCCAAGGAACAGACGAGACCGAAAGAGUCUUCUUGGACUGCCCGGCUCGCCUCUUUCAUUCCUUCCCCUCCUGCCAUUGAAAGGAUACGAGCUGCAUCAGAGAGGUCGCUGGUAGCCUUACCCCGGUCGCCCCUCACCCCGCUGGGCUCCCUGUCCGCCUCCCCUGCCAGCGGCCCCUCUUCACCCCUUGCCCUGGCCCUGGACCUGCCCCCUGAACACCCUCGCAGCAGCACGGGCUUCCAGCCCUCCUCCUUCUACAGCGCCCCUGGGAGGAAGAGCGACCGCAAAGCUAAGGCUCCCUCUCUCCCAUCCCUCCCCUCUCUCCCAUCCCUUACUCCCACUGGCAAGACUCCUGGCCUCCGCGCCCAGAGACCCAGUGCCUUAGAGCUGAGUCCAAUCCAGCCCGCUCUCUCCCUGGCCCAGUGUCCCCUCCUCUCCCCUCCCUCCCAGCCCCUCUUGACCUCCACGGCCCUGCAGAUGUCAACGCUGCCCUCCCCUCUCCUCCAGUCACAGCCCUCUCCAGGAGAGACGGAUCAAUUCGCCCUCCAUUUUGGCUCCCCGGGCCAGCUGGGUCUGCCCGAGUCCUUCGCCAAGGAGUCGCUGGUCUCCAGAGUGAAGCUGAGCCAGUCCUCGUCCAGGUCAGAGAUGUCAUCGACCCGAGUGGAGGUGGUCAACCCGGCAGCCCUGACAACCGCACUGGAGAAAACUCCAUACUCUGAGCGAGGGCACAAGCUGGACCAACGUAGCUUUCACCUGUCAGGCCCCUGCUCCGGGCGCAAGCGCCACAACUCCCGCCCCUCGCCCAGUAACUCGGAGGAGGAGGAGGGAAAGAGGGGCACACGAAGAGGGGGGCAGGCGGUCAAGAUGAGGCCCAGGAAACUGUUUAAACCCACAACCAAGCCCAACCUCCACGCUCAGGCCCAGGCAUGGGAGGAACAGAGCAGCUCUGACGAAGAGGAGGAAGAGGAGAAGAAAGGACGAGGAACAAAGGACAGGGCCUCGCGGGCAAUCACGAAAAGAUAUCAUCACAUCCAGAGCAGCAAGAGCGCUCGUGACACAGUCAUGGACGUUUCUCCGGAGGGGGACCUGAGUCGGGUGGUGUCGUCCCACAUGGUGACGUCGUCCAGCUGGGAGGCCGACGUGGACAUGGAGGCCGAGGUGGAGGGGGAGCUGGGUCGCCCCCCUCACGACAUGGGCAACGUGUGUCGCCAGUUCAGCUCCGAGCUCCAGAGGAAAAUCCAGAAUCGUUCCAGGCGUAUGGAGCUGUACACCAAGCAGUCUCUGAAGACCGUCCAGCAGCACGUCUCUUCCAUCAGCGUGCAAGUUCACAACUACAGGUCUCAGAAGCUGGAACAGGUCAAGGGCGUUCUGCUGAAUGAGAUCAACAACUUGGAGGAGGACGAAUCCACUCUAAAGAACAUGGAGAAGGAACUGACUACAUACUGGAGGAAGCAGUCUGUGGCUUUCCACUCCUACCAGGAGAAAGAGACUAGAAGACUGCAGAGCCUCAAGAGCACCUUCCAAACCGAUGUGUGUCACAGCUUGGAGUACGAGGAGAGGAUCUUCACCUCUCAGAUGUGCCUGAUGAGGAAAGACAUGAAGUCAGUUCAGGACAGACUCUUUAAGGAAAUGCAAGACGAGGAGAUACUGAGUGUGAGGAGAGGACUUCAGGCUCUUUUCCUGCCAGAGGGACCAAGUUUUUAAACCCAAAUCAAGUACCUCUGCACAUUUAUAAGAUAUGUUUGUGUUCCGUGAAGUUUGCCCGUCAUUCUACGUUUACGGCAAUCAAAUGUAAUAUAUUGAGCAUAAGUUAAAGAAAUAUACAUGCCUUAUUUAAAAAUGAUCAAAUUUAUAUUAACAUAUUUAUUUAUUUAUUAUUGCAGUGAUGUUUGACACUGUUAAUAGCUUUUAUGGUUUUAACUGUCUCUCCAUAAGAGUAGUAUUUUCAAUAUAAAUAAUGCAUUUCUGUGAAAAUUGUUCAAAUGGCAUUUUAUCUGUACAAGGUUGCCUGCUAUUUGUUUGCUGUUAAGGUUGCCUAAGUUUAUUAAACUUUUUAAAACAUUUAUUUAAAAAAAGUGUAUUUGAUCAUCCUUGAGACGUUUCUACAACUU
Molecule: messenger RNA, 5637 nt
Organism: Coregonus clupeaformis (lake whitefish)
Lineage: Eukaryota; Metazoa; Chordata; Actinopteri; Salmoniformes; Salmonidae
Product: synaptonemal complex protein 2
Exons: 46
Coding region: 92-5230 (1712 amino acids)
Source: RefSeq, a predicted model, not a curated record